GACAUGUGUGAGGCAUUGUGUGAGGCAAGACCUCAAGCCUCAAGGCUCAAGCGCAGUGAUACACAAGACUAUGCUUUUUUUGGUCCAUCUUGGGGCCCCAUUCAUUUUCCUAUCAGACCUUCAGAAUGAUGAAAGGCCGCCCAAAAUCAACUCAUGGUUUCCUAGGGCCGGUGGCGCUCGGUUACCUUCUUCUGGACUUUGUGGUGGACCAGCUGCCCUGGCUCCCCGCCACCUGGGCAACUUACGUCCGAAUCGGGGUGUGGGCAAUCCUAGGGUGCGCAGCAUUGAGCAGAAUCCCUGCGUACGAAGGCUGGGCCCAGGAAGCACGCCAUGUGCCGCUGUUCCUGCUGUCCAUGCUCUUCAUGGUGGCCAGCCUGGCAUUUGAGGCCGUGUUUGGGGUGCACUUUGUGACAGCGCUCAUGGGCCUCGACUGGCACAGGUCACAGCCCCCACUCCCCGAUACGGGUCAGUGGCUGUUUCAGGCCCUGGACGAGCGCCUGCCGGCCCCCGUGACAGCGCUGCUGCGCGCCCCCCUGCUGGGCCUGCACCACUUUCUGGCGCUGUUCCUCAUGCUGUGCUUCUCCACCCUGUGGGGCUGCACGCCCCGCCCCGGCGUCCACAUUGGCGCCCAGUACAUGCGCGCCAUGGCCUGGGGCCGCCUCCUGCGCACCCUCGCCUUCGUGGGCACCAUCCUGCCCUCGCCACGCCCCUGGUGCGGCCCCCACCGCUUCCAGGUCCCCGCCCACGCGUCCCCCUGGGCCCAACAGUACCACUUGCCGUAUGCCCACGACCAGAUGGCGCUGUGGGGCCUCCUCAAGGACCACCGCGCUGCAGCCCCGCCCUCGGAGUCCCCGCCCGAGUUCGUCCCUGCGUGGGGCCGCCUCCAGUUCCUGGCGCCCUUCCUGCGCCCGACGCCCGAGUCCAGCGACGACUGGUUCACCACGCUGAAGCGGGCGGGGGGCGGCUGCAACGACCUGGUCUUCAGCGGCCACAUGCUGGUCGCCGCCCUCACUGCGGCAGCCUUCCAGGACGUGUAUCCCGGUUGGACGAGCGCUGCGGUGUGGGCGCUGCUGGCGCACUCGGGCAUGCGCGAGGUGCGCGAGCGGCACCACUACUCGGUGGACGUCGUGCUGGGCUGCUUCGUGGGGGUCAUGCUCUGGCGGGCCACCAGCCCACGGCAAGAGAACAGGCUGCAACGAGAGGACGCGCUGCGGAAAGCGGCCAAGGAUGGGGACAUGGACCGAGUGCGGGACAUUUUGGAAAGGAAAACGCGGAUAGGAUUGGAAGAGACGGGGACGCCGGAUGGAAGGACGAAACUGUUUGGGGCCGGCUUGCUUGCGGGGACGUUUGCAUUGGGGGUUGCGGUGUUUCUUUUGUGCAACAACGGAUAAAUAGUCAUUGUUCUUUCUUGCUAUGGCCGAUCGCAAUUGUGUCAGGUGCCAGGUCCUCGUUAGUAUACAUUUUGCCCACUCCGUUUGGAUGCAUG
This is a messenger RNA of Klebsormidium nitens, 1486 nucleotides long. NCBI's taxonomy places the organism in Eukaryota, Viridiplantae, Streptophyta, Klebsormidiophyceae, Klebsormidiales, Klebsormidiaceae. The record is from the annotation of a GenBank genome assembly.